Gossypium raimondii (Peruvian cotton) is the source of this 885-nucleotide messenger RNA. RefSeq names its product exocyst complex component SEC8. Gene Ontology annotation, cellular component: exocyst. Bases 91 to 375 code for a protein of 94 amino acids. Gene Ontology annotation, biological process: exocytosis; Golgi to plasma membrane transport. The transcript has 4 exons. Lineage: Eukaryota; Viridiplantae; Streptophyta; Magnoliopsida; Malvales; Malvaceae. The record is from RefSeq and is a predicted model, not a curated record.
CAUUUCCUUGUUGAGUUGCAAAUUUUGUAGGUGUAACUACUUUGACAUUUUCAAUUUGUUAAUCGUCUCCUUAUCAACAUCUAUUGUUGUAUGCAUGUCUACCAUAUAGGUGUUGAUCUCAUUCAAGGAUGGAAUAAGAAAGUUCCCAAUGUUUCCCAAGAAGGUUAUGGCUCUACAACUGUCUUGCCUGAACAAGGCAUUUAUCUAGCAGCACCUUUAUACCGGCACAUUCAUCAGGCUUUGGCCAACAUGAAAUCAAUCAACUUGUUUGGAGUUCAGCAGAUAUGUUGGAAUUCAAUUACUCUAGGACAGGCCCUUGCAGUUAUCCCUUCAAUUGACAGUGAAGCUGUACAACAGAGACUUGAUCAUGUUUGAACCUAUUAUGAACUGUUAAAUAUGCCAUUUGAGGCAAGCUAUUGGAAUUCAUAGUCCAUUUUGUUGUUGGUGAAUAAAAUUUUUUGCCAUUCCAAUUGAUUUCUACUUUCCUUUAUUCAAGGCCUUCAUUACCGAGCACGAGCACUUGUUAACAGCUGCAGCGUAUGCUAAUCUUCUAAAAGUCCAAGUCCCUGGAAGAGAGAUACCCCUCCUGAUGCACAAGAUCAAAUAUCAGAGAUUUUAUCACGUUAGCAAUCGAAUUAUAUCUCCCAAACCAUAUGAUUUUUGCUCACAUGGUUAAUUUCUGGUCUCCCUAUCAGUACAGCAGAGUCUAUCAGUCUUUUCCUUUGAAGUUAUCGUCCGUCAUGCUCCAACUACGGGUAUUUUUUUGUUGAAUGCCAAAGAUACGAGGUUUGUUUUAUUGCAUUCGUAAUUAUAAUUUGCUCUUUGUGUAGUAUCAAUUUUGUGAGCUGCGUGUUUCUCCAUUUUUCUUCAUUGCUUUUGAUUAGU